AUGAAAGCUUUCAUCGAGAAAGAGGCCCAAGAAAAAGCCAAGGAGAUCCGUGUCAAGGCUGAUGAGGAGUACGAGAUCGAGAAGUCAUCGAUUGUUCGCUCCGAGACCGCAGCCAUCGACGCCGCCCACGAACAGAAAUUGAAGAAGGCUGCAUUGGCUCAGCAAAUCACCAAAUCCACUAUUGGUAACAAGACCCGGUUGAGAAUCUUAUCUGAGAAGGAGAAGGUUUUGGAGGACAUUUUCAGCGAUGCUGAGGAGGCUUUGAAGGCCUUGACUGCCAAGGAGGCCGAGUACAAGCCUAUUUUGGAAGGCUUGAUUGAGGAAGGUUUGUAUGCCCUCAUGGAGGACACCGUGACUAUUCGUGUGAGAAAGAGCGACACCAAGGUUGCUGAGAGUGCUGCUGAGACCGCAGCCAAGAACUUCGCCGAGAAGGCCAACUUUUCUGUAGACAUUUCCAUUGCUGAAGACGCUUUGGACAGCAACAGCGCUGGAGGCGUUGUGCUCCGCAACAAGAGCGGCAAGAUCGAGGUUGACAACACCUUGGAGGCACGCUUGAAGUUGUUGUCUGAGCAAGCCUUGCCAGGUGUGCGUUUGGAGUUGUUCGGUCCCUCCGAGUCGAGAAAGUUCUUCGACUAA
This is a messenger RNA of Australozyma saopauloensis, 636 nucleotides long. It is a transcript of the gene VMA4, whose product is annotated as H(+)-transporting V1 sector ATPase subunit E. The record is from RefSeq and is a predicted model, not a curated record. Bases 1 to 636 code for a protein of 211 amino acids. Gene Ontology annotation, molecular function: proton-transporting ATPase activity, rotational mechanism. Gene Ontology annotation, biological process: proton transmembrane transport. The transcript has a single exon. Gene Ontology annotation, cellular component: proton-transporting two-sector ATPase complex, catalytic domain. NCBI's taxonomy places the organism in Eukaryota, Fungi, Ascomycota, Pichiomycetes, Serinales, Metschnikowiaceae.